AGAAGAAGAAGAAGAAGAAGAAGAGGGAGAGAUGGCCAAAGAUGAUGGUGAAAGGACUCCUGGCAAUUCCAAUACGAAGGUUAGUUUUAAGGAUGAUGAAGAAACCGAUUCUAGGCCUCACUCAAUAGUUUCUGGAUUUGACGACGAUGUAGCUACUAUUUCCCAUGAAGGAGAAGAUGCACAAUUAGAAGCACAAGAAGAGCUGACUGAAGAGCCAGCUGAAGAAGUUACUGAAGAACCGGUUAAGGAGACAAUUGAUGAACCAAUUGAACAAGGAAAACCUUCAGAAAAAGAAGCCGAUGAAGUAGAUGCAUCAUCGAAGGAAGUUGAAGAAACAAAGUUAGAAGAUAAUAAACUUUUAGCCGAUACCACACCAAGAGAUGAAGAUGUGAAAGUAAAAGAGCUUGCAGAAAAUGAUGUGGUGGAACAUGAAGCACCGGCCAUUGAACGAAUUGAAAGCCCAGUACCUUCGAUACCGGCUAGACCAUCAAAGCGCCCAAUCAAGAAAACACAUUCUGCUCUGGAAGAUGAUGUAAAAUCUUCAGAAGGUGAAAGUCCAGUGAUUCCAUCACGACCAUCGAAGUCUGUUUCAGAAGAAGCGAAAAUUUCACCAGUGAUACCUUCGAGACCAGCAAAGAUAAGUCCAACUAAUACUGAGAAGCCUAAAGCUCCACCUCCGAAACCAAAAAAGUUGUCGUCUAGAAUUGCAGCUUUUCAACAAAUGUUUAAUCAGGAAUCAAACAUUGAACCCCCAUUACCAAAGUCUACCAGUGAAAAAAUUAGUGGUGAUAAACCACCAGUUGGUGGAUUGAAGAAGCUUUCGGAAGAUAAAAUGAAAUUUGCUAAGAGUCUACAGGGUAUGGUAGGUAUGGGUAUCCCAUUACCAGGAAUGGCUAAUCCACUUCUUCAAAAGAGACUAGAAAGACAACAACAAGAAGAAGAAGAACAAGAUGAAGAAGAUGAUAAACAAGAACAUGGUGAUGAAGACAAAAAGUCAGAUACUGCUUCUGUUCCAAAGUCAGCUGCAAGACCUAGAGGACCUAGAGGUAAAAAGCUUCCAAAGUCAUUAAAGGAACCCACAAAUAUUGAACAAGAGCCUAGAUUUAAACUAGCUACUUAUGAUUUAUGGGAAGUCUCAUUUAAGAAGUCAGUUGCUGAAGAAAGUAUUCCAGAUGUGGUAGAAGAAGAAGAUAAAGAAAAUGAAAAAAAAGAAAAAGAAGAAGAAAAAGAUAAAGAAGAAGAUAAAGAAAAUGAAGAAGAUAAAGAGGAAAAAGAAAAAGAAAUUCCCUUAGACACUUCUGAAAGACUGCUGGUUCCUCCUCGUGUACGGUAUCCACAUCCCCCAAUCGAAUUUGAACAUCUCCCUGAAGUUGAUGACUAUUAUGUGACUGAAGACAAAGUUGUUGAAGCACAGAAUGAUCAGCCAAAAGAUGUAGUUGCUGCAGAAGACGAUGACUUCAAUUUCGUUGCACCUACAGAACAAAGUCAAUCUGAACAACAAGAAGAAGAAGCCAACGUAGAGACUGCAACUGAAGAGAAUGACAACAUAAAGCCAGAGACUGUUGAGGAAGACAAACAGGAAGAAGAAAAAGCUUAAAAAUUAACUCAGUUUCAUAAAUCAUUAAAUUCUAUCUAUAUA
Messenger RNA from Scheffersomyces amazonensis, 1639 nucleotides. RefSeq lists its product as uncharacterized. The transcript has 2 exons. The record is from RefSeq and is a predicted model, not a curated record. NCBI's taxonomy places the organism in Eukaryota, Fungi, Ascomycota, Pichiomycetes, Serinales, Debaryomycetaceae. Bases 32 to 1597 code for a protein of 521 amino acids.